Messenger RNA from Corticium candelabrum, 375 nucleotides. RefSeq lists its product as uncharacterized. Gene Ontology annotation, molecular function: nucleic acid binding. Lineage: Eukaryota; Metazoa; Porifera; Homoscleromorpha; Homosclerophorida; Plakinidae. Gene Ontology annotation, biological process: DNA integration. The record is from RefSeq and is a predicted model, not a curated record. The transcript has a single exon. Bases 1 to 375 code for a protein of 124 amino acids.
AUGAGAGCGAACGGAAUUAGACAUCAGAGGACACCUCCGUACCACCCUGCUUCGAAUGGGCAAGCAGAAUGGUUCGUACAGGAGGUCAAGAAGUCUCUGAAGACAAGGCCACAAGGUCGGUCAAUUAGUCAUCAGAUUUUGUUACUCUUGUUGAAAUAUCGAACAACCCCAAACACUACUACUGGGAAGACACCAUCAGAACUACUGAUGAAACGUGAGCUGAGAACACGGUUGUCAUUAGUACGACCAGAGAGAGGACGACAGAUUCGAGACAGACAAGGGGAGAGAUAUGAAGCAACAAAAUAUGUUAGAAGUCUCAACCCAGGAGACACGGUUGAAGUCCUCAAUACACGUCAAGAUGGCCGAGGGAAAUGA